Molecule: messenger RNA, 4365 nt
Organism: Morchella importuna
Lineage: Eukaryota; Fungi; Ascomycota; Pezizomycetes; Pezizales; Morchellaceae
Exons: 5
Coding region: 1-4365 (1454 amino acids)
Biological process (GO): mitotic DNA replication initiation; DNA replication; lagging strand elongation
Cellular component (GO): alpha DNA polymerase:primase complex
Molecular function (GO): chromatin binding; single-stranded DNA binding; DNA-directed DNA polymerase activity
Source: RefSeq, a predicted model, not a curated record
AUGGAGCGCUCCCGCCGUAGUGGCACAAAACGCACCCCACACGAGAAAUUUGCUGAACUUCGUGAGCUCAAGAAAUCGGGUAAAACACGCCUCUCUACAUAUGAGGUUGAGGAGGAAGAGGAUCUAUAUCGGGUGGUCGACGACGAUGAGUAUAAGAAAGUCGUCCGCGACAGGCUGGCACAGGAUGACUUUGUCGUCGACGACAAUGGCGAGGGAUACAUGGAUAAUGGUAUGGAUGAUUGGGGAGAUGAGGGGAGAAGGGAAAGGAGCUAUGAUGAGGAAAGUGAUGAGGAGGCUGGGAAGAAGGGAAAAGGCAAGAGCGCAAAGAAGAAGCGUGAGGAUGAAGCAAAGAGAAAGAUGGAGAGAGAUAAGGAUAUCACUAAAUACUUCAGUUCUGCAAAUGUUGUGCCAUCUGUCAAGUCAAAGAAGCCAAUAGCUACAGAAGAGGAUAAAGACUUCAUGGACUCUCUGCUCGAAGAAUUUAAUAGUGAACUUCCUAACAAUAUAUCAUCCUCUAAACGCACCCGAGAGGAGCCCUCGACUCGUAAAACCCGCCGCCUCUCCCCCGCUUUAGGAGACAGGAAGAAACCCUCUGGCCUCAACAAAUCUGCCAAUAAUGACACGAGACCUUCUAUCCCGAGCUCCCCCCCUGCAAUGCGUGUAUUUGACGAUGAGGACGAUGAAUAUGGCGCCCCCAUCGUCGAUGACGAUAUACUCAUGUCCGACGCCCAGAUCCCGCCUUCUUCUCCUCUGGCAGGCACAAAACAGCAAAAAAAAGUUACUUUUAAACAAGAAGAAGAAGAAGACUCCGAUGAUGAUUACCUCGCGAUUGCGGAAAUAAAGGGGAACAAAGGGGCUAAAUCAGAAGCGAUAAAUAUAUCGGCUUCGAGGCCUUCGCUCAUGAGGGUUCCAGAGCCGCAACAUACGGCUAGCACUCCACGGAAGCCGAUUGCUAUUGAUUCGUCUGCGUGGAAGAAUUUGGCAGGGAGCUUGAAUGUUAUGAGCUCACCGCAAGUGGAGAAUACCAAAUACGGGAAGUUAGCGACUGAAGAUGUUUUAGAGGAGGAUGGAAGUUUGAAGAUAUUUUGGCUGGAUUACACAGAAGUUUUGGGGUCCCUAUGUCUUUUUGGAAAAGUCAUGGAUAAAGGGACCAAUAAAUAUGUCAGCGCGUUCUUGAAGAUUGAUGGGAUUCAAAGGAGUCUGUUCUUUUUACCAAAAGAUAACGAAGAGAUCGAAAUGACUGAUGUUUACGACGAAGUCACUUCAAUAUUAGACAAAAAUCGCAUCACAGAAUAUAGGUCUAAAUCCACUUCCCGAAAAUAUGCAUUCGAACUUGCUGGGAUCCCAAGGGAAGGUGAUUACCUCAAAGUUCAAUAUCCAUAUAAUCAACCGGCACUGCCACAGAAGCUUAAGGGCAACACCUUCUCACACGUUUUCGGUACCAAUACCUCACUAUUUGAACAGUUUGUCCUCUGCAGAAACGUAAUGGGGCCCUGUUGGCUCAGAGUUGAAGGUGGGGACUUCAGCGCUGUUCAGAAUGCGUCGUGGUGCAAACUAGAAGUCCAAGUCGAGAAACCCACGCAAAUCACGGUUUUGGGCGAUGAUUCUUCAGAGCCACCCCCACUCACACUCAUGAGUAUCGCUUUAAGGACACAUAUGAAUGUAAAGGAGAACAAGCAAGAGAUUAUUGCUAUCUCUUGUAGAAUUUACGAAAACGUCAGUCUUACUGAUGCUGCAUCGCCGGAGACACUACCAUGUCAGACUUUCUCGAUAGUCAGGCCUAUUAACCAAAUUUUCCCCCAUGGAUUCGAGAAAGCUGCAGAGCGACACCGGGGAACGAUUAGACAGGAAAAGACCGAGAAUAUGUUACUCUCUUCAUUCUUGGCAAAACUACAGCAGGCCGACCCGGAUGUGUUAAUAGGACAUCAGCUUGAGAGUGUGGAUUAUAGCAUUCUCCUGCAUCGCAUGAAAGAGCGAAAAACUCCAAAUUGGCACAGAAUUGGAAGAAUGAAGAGAAUGUCCUGGCCGCAAUAUGGAGGGAAAAUGGCAGGGAGCUUUUUCGCAGAACGGCAACUUGUCUCAGGGCGAUUGAUGUGUGAUCUUGCGAAUGACCUUGGAAAAUCACUUCUUAUUAAAUGCCAGUCUUGGAGUCUUACCGAGAUUUGUGAGCUUGUUCUUUCAGAGAAACGGCAGGAACUGGAUAACGAGGAGGCACUUAGGACUUGGGCAUCAAACGGGGAAGGAUUGCUUGAUUACGUGCUACACUGUGAGGCGGAUACAUACUUCAUUGCGGCUGUUGCACUCAAGAUCCAAAUGUUACCACUUACUAAACAACUCACUAACCUCGCUGGUAACUCAUGGGCCCGUACACUUAGUGGAACCCGUGCAGAACGAAACGAGUACAUUCUUCUCCAUGAAUUCCACCGCAACAAAUUCGUCUGUCCCGAUAAAGACUCUAGCAAGGGUAACAAAGCCACCAAAGCCGAUGAAGAAGGAGGUGUAGAUGCAGAAGAAGCCGCCCCCGAAAAAAAGAAGGAUAAAUACAAGGGCGGUCUGGUUUUUGAGCCUGAGAAAGGGCUGUACGACAAAUUUAUCUUGGUCAUGGACUUCAACUCACUAUACCCUAGCAUCAUCCAGGAAUACAACAUCUGUUUCACCACCGCCGAGAGGAAUGAUGAUGAUGAGGAUAAGGUUCCCGAAGUCCCAGAGGAACAAGCGUUGGGAAUUUUACCGAAGUUGAUUAGUACAUUGGUGCAAAGGAGACGGCAGGUCAAAAAUUUAAUGAAGGAUAAAGGCGCCACAGCGGUGCAGAAGUCACAGUGGGAUAUCAAACAACAAGCACUAAAAUUGACGGCCAACUCUAUGUACGGUUGUCUGGGUUAUACCCGCUCACGGUUUUAUGCACGUCCCCUAGCCAUGCUCACCACAUUCAAGGGUCGUGAGAUUUUACGUGCAACAAAGGAACUGGCAGAGUCAAUGUCGCUGCGAGUUAUUUAUGGUGAUACUGACUCCGUCAUGAUCAAUACCAACGUAGACAAUUAUAGUGAUGCCAUAAAAAUCGGAAACGAGUUUAAAAAGAAGGUCAAUGAACGGUACAGGCUGCUAGAGAUCGAUAUUGACAACAUCUUCCAAAGACUGUUACUACAUGCGAAGAAGAAGUAUGCAGCUAUUAAUUACGUGGAAAUCAACGGGAAGCUUGAUACGAAACUGGAGGUAAAGGGAUUGGAUAUGCGAAGACGAGAAUUCUGUCAACUGUCAAAAGAGGUUUCCUCACAUAUCUUGAACGAAAUAUUUUCGGGGGAUGAAACGGAGAUUGUUGUGGAGAAAAUUCACGAUUACCUCCGUGAUCUUGCAGCAAAAAUCAGGGGGGCUAAAUUCCCAAUCAUGAAGUACAUCAUCUACACCAAGCUUGGAAAGAAUCCUGAAGAUUAUCCCCACGGAAAGACGAUGCCACAGGUUCAGGUAGCCCUAAGAAAGAAAGCGCGAGGGGAACCUGUCAAGAGCGGAGAUGUUAUAUCAUACGUUAUCACGGGUGAUGGAGAAGGGCAUGACAAGAAUCCCGCGGAAAGGGCGUACUCGAUUCAGGAUGUCCAGAAGUCCGACUCUGGUCUGAAGCCUGACCCAGAAUGGUACCUUCUUAAGCAGAUUUUCCCACCCAUUGAACGUCUAUGUGGGCCAAUUGAUGGCACAGACGCCAUGAGAUUAGCCGAGUGCCUAGGGCUUGAUACGAAGAAAUACCAAAUCGUCAAUUCUGCUCGGCAGGAGGAGCGUGAAAUCCAUCCGUUGGAGUCUACGAUUCCAGAUAAAGAACGAUUUAAGAACGCGGCAAAACUGAGUCUUCGGUGCCGUUCAUGUAAAGUGUCAUUUGAAUUUGAGGGACUCCUUAACUCUCAGAACCUGGUUUCGACGGACGGAAUUACAUGCGCGAAUACUUCUUGUGGGAAACUUGUCACUGUUACGAGUGUGGUUGCGCAGCUUGAGUAUCAAAUACGAUCAUUGACAACCAAAUACUACGAUGCAUGGUUGGUAUGCGACGACACACAAUGCGGUAAUCGUACACGUCAAAUGAGUGUGUAUGGUAAAAGGUGUUUGGGGCCCAAAGGCCAUGCAAGCGGGUGCAGAGGAGUUAUGAGUUACGAGUAUACAGAUAAGAUGCUGUAUAAUCAACUGCUGUACUUUUCGAGUGUGUUUGAUGUGGAUAAGGCAAAGGAAGGGGUCGAAGUUGAUAAGAACGAGACCCUUCAUGUGUUGGCGGAAAAGAAUAGGAUGAGGUUUAAGAUUAUAUCAGAAGCAGUUCAGAGAUAUUUAGAGAAGUGUGGGAGACAGUGGGUUUCUAUGGAGAGUAUUUUUAGUUUUGCAGCAUAG